AUGUCGUAUGUCGUGGAAACCGACGAGAAAGUGACGUUGGAAACGGCGGCCGAAGAACCGCUCUACCACAGUGAGAUGACCGUCGAGCCGGUACACGGGGUCCAGAGACUGUCCUACUACUACGAAGACGAAAGCCUGGAAAAGGCUGGCGGCCGGCUGAAACGCAACGGCGACUACCUGCUUCGUUCGGUCACCUCGGCCAGAGGCCGAAAGGCGGUCGUGCUGUGCGUUCGCUGGGAAGACGAGGUGAAGGAGUUUCGUUUCAAGCGAGAGCCGCGCACUCGGCGAUACAUGUUGCCUCGGCUGACUCGGUACGAACCGCUAGAAACGCUGCCGACCAUUGACCAGUACGUAAAGUUUCUGGUCAACUGUCGAGUACUGUUGUAUGGCGCGGUCUUGAGACACGCCGUCAGGAACCCUGCUCGUCUCAGUAGGCCUACCGGUACCUCUACGGCCACCUCGAUCACGGAAGUUUUUCAAAGAGACACGAAACGAGACAUGUGGAAGAUGUCCACUGCGCCGUGUGCACUCUUGAACCUCAAAGCUCCGCGGCCACUCCACAUGCUACCUUAUUACCACGGCCUGCUGUACGCAAAUCAGGUUGAUGCACUGCUAACUAAUUCCGGCGACUUCUUGCUCUACGUUGACAGUGUGACCUUAAAACCGACCUUGGGAAUCAUGGCAAACCAAGGAGAUAUGCAGCAGUGCUUCUAUCACGUACCGAUCGAACAAAACAACAAGGGAUACUUCGAAAUCAAGUCUUUAGAUGAAGAACAACGUUUCACGAACGUUGAAGAACUCGUCGAGUAUUACAAAAUUUAUCAAGUUCCUGUCCAGGUAAUUAUGAAUAUGCAAUGA
Messenger RNA from Soboliphyme baturini, 858 nucleotides. The record is from the annotation of a GenBank genome assembly. Lineage: Eukaryota; Metazoa; Nematoda; Enoplea; Dioctophymatida; Soboliphymatidae.